Messenger RNA from Aphis gossypii (cotton aphid), 3304 nucleotides. RefSeq names its product equilibrative nucleoside transporter 1 (gene Ent2). Gene Ontology annotation, cellular component: plasma membrane. The coding region runs from base 273 to 1799 and encodes 508 amino acids. NCBI's taxonomy places the organism in Eukaryota, Metazoa, Arthropoda, Insecta, Hemiptera, Aphididae. Gene Ontology annotation, molecular function: nucleoside transmembrane transporter activity. The transcript is spliced from 10 exons. Gene Ontology annotation, biological process: nucleoside transmembrane transport. The record is from RefSeq and is a predicted model, not a curated record.
AUUUUUUAUCUCCCACUCCGCUUCGUGUUUCAAGAUUUAAAUUCUCACAAAAUAAACGUCAUUGUAAAGUUCAAACUCUAACUUCUAAGUCUUAGGUAAAUACAAUGUAGUAAUUGAUAUGCAAUACUAUUUGUUUUCAAGUACUUGUUACAUUUCUACAUUUUAAUAAAUCUGUUCUAAUCUUGUCUCAGUUCACUAAUGACUGUUUAGUCACUAUAUUCUGAAUUACUGUUCAAUAUUUUUCUUAUAAGGAACAAAGCAAAUAUUUUAAAAUGAGUUUAAGAACGAAUACUAAUGAACAACGGUUAAAAACCGGUGGAGAAGAUCACUUACUUUUGCAAGAAAAUGUAGUAAAAAAUGGCAAUACGUUACUAUCCAUGAAUUCAACCAUGAAUUCUAAAGUUCAACCAACUAAACAUAAUUCAUUUACAAGUGUUGCUUCUGAGCAAGUACCAGUACGUUUAACUCCUGCAUGGGAAGAAACUAAUUUGCCGAACGACGAACUUAAUUUUAAAACAUUCAGCAUGGAUGAUGCAGUAUUAGAGACUGACCCUCCAAAAGACAGAUGGAACAUUGUGUAUUUAAUCUUAGUUCUACAUGGAAUAGGAAUAUUAAUGCCUUGGAACAUGUUUAUAAAUGCUAAAUCUUAUUUUGUGGAAUACAAGUUGGGAGAAGAUUAUCUAGGUAAAGAUCUAUAUUAUGCAUCCAUCUUCAUGGCUUACUUGACUAUCGGAUCACAGCUACCUAGUCUUCUGUUCAAUUGGCUUAACAUAUUUUGUCCAAUAGGCGGAAAAUUGACUACUCGAAUUGUAUGGUCAAUUCUUACUGAAGUACUUUGUUUUGUUUUCACUGUUGCGUUGGUGAUGAUUAAUACCUCUCAAAUACCAGCUUUAUUUUUUUGGUCAACUUUAGGCAGUAUAGUAUUAUUAAAUAUGGCAAAUGGUAUUUACAACAAUUCUGUUUUUGGAAUGGCAGCUAAACUCCCUACAAAAUAUAUUGGUGCUGUUGUUCUUGGUACAAAUUUAAGUGGUACUUUUACAUCUAUCGCUAAUAUAGCAUCAAUUUCAAUAACUCCGGAUGCUCGAACUGCCGCUAUAUAUUAUUUUACCACUGCACUGUUUGUGUUGCUAGCCUGUUUUGAUACAUAUUUUGCCUUGCCGUUAAAUAGAUUUUAUAAAUAUCAUGAACUCAUUUAUCAACGAGAAAUUGAAAAUCAAAAUUCGAAACAAAGCGGAGAAGAUGAAAAAGUUCCUUAUUGGCGUAUUUUUAAACAAGCCAGCCCGCAAUUGUUUAAUGUAUUUUUUGUGUUCUUUGUUACCCUUUCAAUAUUUCCAGCAGUUCAUUCAGAUAUUAAAACAUCAAGUAAAGAUUUUCUUUUUGGAGAAAUAUAUUAUACCAGUGUGAUGUGUUUUUUGACAUUCAAUGUAUGCGCACUUAUUGGAACAUAUUUUUCUACAUUGUUUUCUUGGCCAAAUAAAAAAUGGCUUUUUAUUCCUGUGGUACUGAGAGUUAUUCUUAUUCCAUUAUUUUUGGUUUGUAAUUACCAACCAAUUGGAGUUACAAGACUGAUGCCAGUACUUAUAAACAACGAUUAUGUAUUUUGGGCAUUAGGAGCAAUCCUUGGAUUAUCUAGUGGUUAUUACAGUUCUGUAGCGAUGAUGUAUGCUCCAAGCUGUGUUGAACCAAGAUACAGCGGAAUUGCAGGUAUGUUUGGAGCUGCUAUGCUGCUCACUGGAAUUUGUAGUGGAAUACUUUUUGGAAUGUUAAUGCCAUUUAUUGUAAAACACAUAUCUAUAUAAAAAUAUAUUAAAAUGUUUAAAAACUUUUUUUUUGUGUUUAAUAAUAGACUUAUUUUUUAUGCAUUUUGAAUUUUAACGAAUCAGAUGUUGAUAAUAAAUGUUAAUUUAAUAUAGAUACAGGUGCCGAUGAUAAUAAUAAUCUUAGGGAUGGAGCUAAAUGUACUGCUUGAUAUUAUUUAUUUACCUAUUAUAUACAUUUUAUCAUCUAUAAUAAUCUAAAAUAUUUUAAUAAUAAUGUCAAAUCAAUAUUUCGGGUAGAUAAUUGUCAUGAUUUUUCAGAUAAGCGCCUGUGUAUAGGUGUCACAAAUAUGUUAAUUAAAUAAGAAAUUAGAGAUUUAAUGUGAAGGUAUAUUAAAAUAUGAUAAAUCUCUAAUCUCUUAUUAAUUAUGUUUUUUUGAGACAACCUGUAUUAGUUGCUCAAUUAUUGUACAUUAAGUAAAAUCUAAUUUAAAGUUUGAGCAAGUAAAAUUGCAAUAAUUUUAUUAUAAAUGUAAUUGAAUUUAAUGUAACCUAGUACUAGAAUAUGCAUAAGACUAAAAAAAAAUGUUUGUAUUUAAAAUGAAAUAUUCUUUUAAGUUAUUAGAAUUAAAUCUAACAUUUUUUUUUUAUGAAGUCAUUUUUUGAAUUAAAGUAUUUUGUAAUAAUUGUAUUUUACUAUUAUUUUAAAGCUUCAAUUAUUACAAUUGAAGAAUUUCAGAAUGUAUUUUAAUUUAAAAUACUAUAAAAGAAGUAUUUUAUAUUAGUUAACAUGUUUUUUUUUAUUACAUUUGUAAAUAAAUAAAAUUAUGACCGAAACAAUUACUAUUUAUGUUAGACUACCAUAGAAUUAUAAUAAAGUUGUUCAAUAAUUUAUUCAUAAUGAAUAUUUUUAUAAGUAUUAUAAACAUUAAAAUCUUAAUUACCAUUAAGGUUUUGCAUUUUUUAAUGUCAGUUAGUCUAUUAUGAAUUACAAUAAUAUUUUAUAACUAAUUUACAAAUAAUAACACCAAGUUAUGUAAACUUGAUUUUUAAUAAUAAUAUUAUGUUUUAUGUUUAAAAUAUUAAGUUUAAUUUAUGUACGGUAUUAGAAUUUAGUUUUGCUUAAACCUAUGGAUUGUAAAUGUAACUGAACAUUUAUAACUUAAUAGAUAUAGUGAUUGUGAUUGUCUAACUUAUAAUGAUAAAAAUGAUCCUAUACUUAACAAUAAUUUUAUAUGCAUUUAAUAUAAAAAUAAAAAAAUACUUAAGCCUAUUGUGAUUCAGAUUGUAUUAUAUGAAUAAAACAAUAUAACAUUGCUUAAAUUACUUAAAAUAUAUUUAAGUUUUUAUUUUUUUUUUUUUUUACUUCAAUUUUGAUUUUCUGUAUUUUAUUUUUUAAUUGUUAUUAAGAAUAGGUAACUUUCAAACAUCGAUAACUAUUAUAUUACCUCUAUUAUGUUUGUUUAGAACAUAAAAAAAAAAUAAUUCUUCAAAAUAAUAUGUAGUUUGUAGUAAUUAUUAAUAAAUGUUUUAUUAUUUUUUUUUAU